AUGAGCGCCGAUAAGUUCAACGAAAUCCUCAAAAUGUUCCAGCAGCAGAUGGCCAUGCAAGACAUUCCCGACCGAGAAAAGGCCAAAAAGUGGGAGGAGUAUCUGUUCUGGAAGACCCAGCCCGUGCCCAAGUUCGACGAGGACAUUGACAGUGAGGGUCCUAUCGAGCACAAGAAGCUGGAGGACGUGAGACCUACUCCUUACAACUUGCCUGCAGAGUACGAGUGGUCCGAUGUCGAUAUUGAGAACCCCGAGCACAUUCAGGAGGUCUACGAUCUGCUGUACGACAACUACGUCGAAGAUGACGAUGCCACUUUCCGGUUCAAGUACUCUGCCUCCUUUUUGGACUGGGCUCUCAAGCCCCCUGGAUGGCAGAAGACCUGGUACCCUUGUGUUCGAGUGGCUGCCACCGGAAAGAUGGUUGCUUUCAUCAGUGCUAUCCCCACGUCCAUUCAGCUGCGAGACAACGAUCUGAUCAAGGCCGUGGAGAUCAACUUCCUGUGUGUGCACAAGAAGCUGCGAUCCAAGCGUCUGGCUCCCGUGCUCAUCAAGGAGAUCACCCGACGAGUCAACCAGAAGGACAUCUGGCAGGCUCUUUACACUGCCGGUGUUGUUCUUCCCUCUCCCGUAUCCACCUGCAGAUACUACCACCGACCUCUCAACUGGACCAAGCUGUACGAGAUUGGUUUCUCAGCUAUCCCCCCUAACCAGACGGCUGCUUCAAUGGUCGCCAGAUACACUCUGCCCAAGGAGGUGCCUCUCAAGGUGCGAGCCAUGACCAAGGCCGACGUCAAGGCUGUGCAUGCCAUUCUGCAAAACUACCUGAGCGCUGCCUCUGAGAUGAGCCAGCACUUUUCCGAGGAGGAAGUAGCCCACUGGUUUGUGGACCCCAUUUCCGAGGACAAGAAUGACGACAAGAUUGUCUACUCAUACGUGGUCGAGGAGGACGGAAAGGUGAUUGACUUCUUUUCCUUCUACAAGCUGGACCACACUGUUCUCAAGGAAUGGGCUACCGAGUCCAACCUGCGAGCUGCUUAUGGCUUCUACUAUGCCACCUCUUCUCUUUCUUCUGCCAAGGCCCGACAGGAUCGAGUCAAGGAGCUGAUUGGAUCUGCUGUGAUUCUAGCCAACAACCUGGGCUUCGAGGUUUACAACGAGCUGACUCUGCUGGACAACCCUAGCCAUCUGGACGAUCUCAAGUUUGGCUGCGGUGAUGGCUACCUCAACUACUAUCUGUUCAACUACCGAGCCCAGCCUGUCCAUGGCGGUCUCGACAAGCAGAAGCAGCUUGAGCAGCUCGACGGAAAGGGAGUUGGCGUUAUUAUGUUGUAG
Messenger RNA from Yarrowia lipolytica CLIB122, 1332 nucleotides. RefSeq lists its product as uncharacterized. The record is from RefSeq and is a predicted model, not a curated record. Gene Ontology annotation, biological process: N-terminal peptidyl-glycine N-myristoylation. Gene Ontology annotation, cellular component: cytoplasm. Gene Ontology annotation, molecular function: glycylpeptide N-tetradecanoyltransferase activity. NCBI's taxonomy places the organism in Eukaryota, Fungi, Ascomycota, Dipodascomycetes, Dipodascales.